Xenia sp. Carnegie-2017 is the source of this 1617-nucleotide messenger RNA. Its product is annotated as procathepsin L-like. The record is from RefSeq and is a predicted model, not a curated record. Lineage: Eukaryota; Metazoa; Cnidaria; Anthozoa; Malacalcyonacea; Xeniidae. Gene Ontology annotation, cellular component: lysosome. Gene Ontology annotation, molecular function: cysteine-type endopeptidase activity.
UAUUUUCUAUGUCUUGUGACUGUCACAUGAGGCUAUUAUUUAUCAUAGGCUAAUCGGCAAGAAAAAGCUUUCUAUUGCCUUUUCAUCGUUUUACAUCUAUAAAUAUUUUACGAUUCAGCGAAAUGAAUUUAACGACACUGAUCGCCCUCAUCUUCGCUUGCCUCACUGCUGUAAACGCGGCGUCGCUUUCGGCAUUCGACAAGGAUCUACAAUGGUCAGCAUGGAAGACGUAUCACAGGAAGAUCUAUAAAGACGAUUUCGAAGAAAGCUUUCGACAUUCGAUAUGGUUGUAUAAUCUCAAGAAAAUUGAAGAGCACAACAAGGUCAGAUCAUUUAAACUUGCCAUUAAUCAUUUGGGAGAUUAUACAACUCUGGAAUACAGGCAUUUGCUAUUGGGAUCAGUAUAUAAUCCUUAUAUGAAACGAACUGGUUCGACCUUCCUACCGCCAUCCAAUGUCAAGCUGAAUGCUACAGUUGACUGGAGACAACAUGGAUAUGUCACUCCAGUGAAGAACCAAGGUCAAUGUGGCUCCUGCUGGGCAUUUAGCACUACUGGCUCGCUUGAAGGCCAACACUUCAAGAAGACUGGAGAAUUAGUUUCACUUAGUGAACAAAAUCUUGUUGAUUGUUCAUCAAGCUAUGGAAACAAUGGUUGCGAUGGAGGUCUUAUGGACAAUGCCUUUAACUACAUCAAGGCAAACGGGGGCAUUGAUACUGAAGCUAGUUAUCCGUACACGGCAAAGGAUGGAAAUUGUAAAUUUAGUGAGAGCGAUGUUGGUGCUACUUGCACUGGCCAUGUAGAUGUAACAAAAGAUUCGGAAAAAGAUUUGAAGAGUGCUGUUGCAACAGUUGGCCCUGUAUCAGUUGCUAUUGAUGCCAGCCACUUCUCUUUCCAAUUCUAUCAUAGUGGUGUAUAUGAUGAACCAUUUUGCAGUUCAACGAAGUUGGACCAUGGAUUGGUGGUUGGUUAUGGUGAAUACAAUAGUAAAGACUAUUGGCUUGUCAAGAAUAGUUGGGGGGCUCAAUGGGGUCUUCAAGGAUAUAUUCGAAUGACGAGGAACUCUGACAAUCAGUGUGGAAUUGCUACAGCUGCAAGCUAUCCUCUUGUUUGAAUUUUUUUGUAUUGAAUUAUUUAAACAAUUAUCAACCUCGUCAAGUUGAGCGUAUCAUUGUACCACAUUCAUCCACAUUUUUACUCCCUUUGUGUAAUGCAACUCAUUUUUGGGUAUUUUUCUUUUGUGAUAAGGAAACUUCUUAAUCUUUACUGCAAAAAUUUUUUUUCUAAACUAUAUUGGUUUUUUAUUUGUUAUGUUCUUUGCAUGUAUAAUAACUGUACCAGAGCUAGACAGUCUAUUUCUUCUAGAAGUAAAAGUUUGGGCUGGCAUUGCCAUUGAUGAUGAAUGAUCAUUGAAUAGUUCAAUGUGAAUGAUAUGACAAGUCGCUUUUCACUUCAAAAAAAUUGCUGUCUAGAUAAUCUAGUUCCAUUUUUAGUCAAUCUUAUCUAAAUUCAGUAAAUUGUAAAAAUUGACAUGAGCUGUGGUGAAGCAUGGCAAUGAUGUGAAAUUUUUAUUGAAAAUAUCAAACAAUUGUAAGAUUUAAAAAUCCUUUUUCCGUUCA